Recurvomyces mirabilis is the source of this 1533-nucleotide messenger RNA. RefSeq names its product serine/threonine-protein kinase HAL4/sat4 (gene SAT4). NCBI's taxonomy places the organism in Eukaryota, Fungi, Ascomycota, Dothideomycetes, Mycosphaerellales, Teratosphaeriaceae. The record is from RefSeq and is a predicted model, not a curated record. Gene Ontology annotation, cellular component: cytosol. The transcript has 2 exons. Gene Ontology annotation, molecular function: protein serine/threonine kinase activity; ATP binding. The coding region runs from base 1 to 1533 and encodes 510 amino acids. Gene Ontology annotation, biological process: intracellular signal transduction; intracellular monoatomic cation homeostasis; protein phosphorylation.
AUGGCUGUCGAGGCUGUCUCACAGCACUCGCCCGAGGUCAGCUCGGGCGCAUCCUCCGAAAAUGUCAGCACCAACGGCCACAUCAAACCAUCCUCAACCCACGACUCCCACGAUAUGAUCCCCAACGGCGAAUCACGACCAGUACGACCAGCGCCCAUGCAAAAGAAGUCCACGCUCUCGAGAUUAAGCAGGAUGUUCUCACAGAAGGAUGCCAACGCCGAGACUCGAGAUCUGCCUAAGCAGGUGAACGUGCCAGAGACUGCAGUCGAAGAGGCGGAGGAUGUGGACACAGGUGAAAAACGACCCGCGGUACCUUCGAGACAAUCGUCAAAAGCAGGUCUACCUCCCGGCGCAGUGACCCGGACCGGCUCCGACUCGAAGAAGGAGAAGGAGAAGGAGAAGAGCCAUGACCAGGCAGCUCCGGGACCAAAGCGAUUUUGGGUUGACGACGACGGCGACCAUCACCACACUCUGAAAAGCGCGAAGAGACAGGAGAAGCUUACGGACAUGGUGCGAGACUUCUUGGGCGGCAAGAAGAAGGAACACCACGACGAUCCUCAGCAACUCUCAUUGAUGUCGUCGUGGGUGGAUCAGAUUAAGAAUGAACGGAAUAAGUACGCGGGUGAGAAGACAGGAGGCCCAAAUGCAUCCGCUUCGUUAGUGCAGAAGUAUGGUAAAUGCCAGGAAAUUGUUGGACGGGGCGCAUUUGGUAUCGUGCGGAUAGCACACAAGGCCGACCCAAAGGAUGCGAAACACGAGCAAUUAUACGCUGUCAAGGAGUUCCGGAGAAGACCUCAAGAAGACGCCAAGAAGUACAGCAAGCGACUGAACUCGGAAUUCUGCAUCUCUUCGUCAUUACGGCAUCCGAAUGUUAUUCACACUCUGGACUUGCUAGAAGAUGCCAAAGGCGACUACUGCGAAGUGAUGGAGUUCUGUGGUGGUGGCGAUCUGUACUCUCUCGUUCUCGCUGCCGGCAAGCUCGAAGUGGUUGAAGCCGACUGCUACUUUCUUCAACUCAUGCGUGGCGUGGAGUACAUUCACGAAAUGGGGGUGGCGCAUCGCGAUCUCAAACCCGAGAACCUCCUUCUCACCACCCACGGCGCUCUCAAGUUGGCCGACUUUGGCAACGGCGAGUGCUUCCGCAUGGCGUGGGAGACGGAGCCGCACAUGACGCAGGGUCUUUGUGGUAGCGCACCAUACAUUGCGCCUGAGGAGUACACCGACAAGGAGUUUGACCCACGGGCAGUGGACGUGUGGGCGUGUGGCGUGAUAUACAUGGCUAUGCGAACUGGCAGGCAUUUGUGGCGUGUGGCGAAGAAGGAUGAGGACGAAUUCUACGAAAACUACAUUCGUGGACGGAAAAGUGAAGAGGGCUAUGCGCCGAUUGAGACGUUGCAUAGGGCACGUUGCAGAAACGUCAUAUACAGCAUACUCGAUCCAAAUGCCGGCCGACGCAUAAGUGCCCACCAAGUCCUAAAUUCAGAAUGGGGCAAGGGCAUCAAAACCUGCAAGGCUGGCGAAGAGGGUCUGUAA